AUGGCCGUGUGCCAGCGUGGCAGACGUAACCUGCAACACCCCCGUAAGGGUCGGCUCUGCAGAGACGGGAAAUCGGCUGGAAGCAGCAUGCUGCUGCUGGCUCUCCUGCUCCUGGUGCCGCCGGGCCCCGCCGGGUGCCCCAGGACCGAGCCCCUGAGCGGGUCCAGCGACGAGCCCCUCUUCCGCGGCGCGGAUCGCUACGACUUCGCCGUCAUCGUCCCCGCCGGCGCCGCCGAGUGCUUCUGGCAGUUUGCGCACCAGAGCGGCAACUUCUUCUUCAGCUACGAGGUCCAGCGGGCGACGGGCUUCGCCAACAGCAGGAUCAUCCUGGCCACAGCGAGCGACCCCAACGGCUUCCAGAUCGGCGCUUCCCAGGACGUGCGAGGACAGAUCAACUUCCCCACCAGGGAGACAGGUUUCUACCAGCUGUGCCUGGACAACCAGCAUAACCACUUCGGCUUCAUGCAGGUGUACCUCAACUUUGGUGUCUACUACGAUGGCUUCAACGUGGAGAGGGAGCAGCCAGCAGAGAGGAGGCAGCUGAAUGACACCUUGGAGGCCAUCGGGGUCAGCAUUCACAAGCUGCAGCUCCACAUCUUCCACAUGUGGCGGUUCUACAACUUUGCCCGGAUGAGGAAAGGGGCCGACUCCUUCCUGCUCGAGUCCAACUACCACUACGUCAACUGCUGGUCGAUGGCGCAGAGCUGUGUCAUUGUCCUCUCGGGGGUCCUGCAGCUUUACUUCUUGAAGCGUCUCUUCAACGUGCAGGGCUCCAGCAAGCCGAGGUGCUGACAGCGCCCCGACGGGAGCGGCGCUCAGCCUGCCUCUGCCCGCAGCACUGGGACCGAGCUGCAUCAGCCCCUCCUGCUGCGUGCUGAGAGGGGGGAGAGCCUGGAUCCUGCGCUGGGAGGUGGCGCGGCUGGAAGCAGAGCUCACCCAGCCUCUAGCUCCAGCCCUGCCUUAACUGAAGUUACCUCCUAACCAAAAUAAACAAAACACCCCUU
Cygnus olor (mute swan) is the source of this 1004-nucleotide messenger RNA. It is a transcript of the gene TMED6, whose product is annotated as transmembrane p24 trafficking protein 6. Bases 1 to 792 code for a protein of 263 amino acids. Gene Ontology annotation, biological process: endoplasmic reticulum to Golgi vesicle-mediated transport; intracellular protein transport; Golgi organization. The transcript has 5 exons. The record is from RefSeq and is a predicted model, not a curated record. Lineage: Eukaryota; Metazoa; Chordata; Aves; Anseriformes; Anatidae. Gene Ontology annotation, cellular component: Golgi apparatus; COPII-coated ER to Golgi transport vesicle; endoplasmic reticulum.